This is a messenger RNA of Benincasa hispida (wax gourd), 3236 nucleotides long. It is a transcript of the gene FER, whose product is annotated as Malectin/receptor-like protein kinase family protein. Lineage: Eukaryota; Viridiplantae; Streptophyta; Magnoliopsida; Cucurbitales; Cucurbitaceae. Gene Ontology annotation, molecular function: transmembrane receptor protein tyrosine kinase activity; ATP binding. Gene Ontology annotation, biological process: protein phosphorylation. The record is from RefSeq and is a predicted model, not a curated record.
GUGUAAGAGACUGAAAAAUGCGGCCCGCACCGAAGCUCUUGGCUGGCACCAUCUUCUUCCCCAUUUCCUUCAGUUUCUGGUCUCUUAGUUUUAGACCUUCCGCCAUUGUUUCAUACUCAUUUCUCUGCUUCUCAUCAUCUUCAAAUCUGCUCUCACAAGGAAAAUUUUGGAUUCUUCUUCAAGUUUAUCGAGCUGUUGAUGUUGUUGCCGAUCUAGUGGGAAGAAGUUUUCCGAGUUGAUUUCAUGAAGGAAAUUCAUAAAACUCGUCUUGCAUUUGCAUUUGCAUCUAUCUCUGUUUUCGUUUGCUUGUUCUUCGAUGUUCAUGUGGUUUUAGCACAAAAUUACAUCCCUCGGGAUUUUAUCCUCCUUGAUUGUGGAGGACCUUCGACUGCUAAUGACAUCGAUGGCCGGAAAUGGAAUACCGAUGAAAAAUCUAAGUUUAUUCCAGCGACGGGUGAUAGUACCGCAUCGAAAGCCGCUACUCAGGAUCCUUCAGUUCCUGAUAUCCCUUUCAUGACGGCUAGGGUUUUUCGCUCUAAUUUCACCUACAGCUUUCCUGUCGCCCCUAGUCGUUUAUUUGUUCGUCUCUACUUUUACCCUUCUUCUUAUGGUGGACUUGAUGCAUCUGAUGCUCGUUUCUCUGUUUCCACUCAGUCCUAUACUCUUCUUAAGAACUUCAGCGCUUCACAAACUGCCGAGGCUUUGAAUUAUGCCUAUAUCAUUAAGGAAUACUCUAUCCAUGUUGAUGAUGAUAGGUUGAACUUGACUUUCAUUCCAUCCUCCACUCAUCCAAAGGCUUAUGCAUUUGUGAAUGGGAUUGAGAUUGUAUCUAUGGCUGAUAUUUAUAGUGAUACUUCUGGGAGUACUCUGAUUGUUGGCCCAUCUACUCCAUUCACUGUGGACAAUGCCACUGCACUUGAGAACGUUUAUCGGUUGAAUGUCGGAGGAAAUGAUAUUUCGCCUUCUGAUGAUACUGGGAUGUAUAGGUCUUGGUUUGAUGACACUCCGUACUUGUAUGGUGCAGCACAGGGAGUGACGACGAGUACUGAUCAGAACACAACGCUUGAUUAUCCGCCGAACAUUCCUACUUAUGUUGCACCAGAAAAUGUCUACUCCACUGCUAGAGCAAUGGGACCUGAUAACAAUGUCAAUCUGAAUUAUAACUUGACAUGGAUUUUCCCUGUUGACUCUGGGUUCUUUUACCUUGUUAGGCUCCACUUUUGUGAGGUUGCUGCAAAUAUCACAAAAAUUAACCAAAGAGUGUUCGACAUUUUCAUCUUUAAUAAAACUGCUAUGGAUGGUGCUGACGUGAUUGCCUGGGCUGGAAGUAAUGAUACUCCAUUCUACAAAGAUUAUGUGGUUUUCGUUCCUGCUAACGGAAAUCCACAGCAGGAUGUAUGGCUUGAACUGCAUCCAGACAAGUCCAUGAUUCCCAAUUACUAUGAUGCAAUCUUGAACGGAGUGGAGAUAUUUAAAAUUAAUGACUCAAGUGCUAAUCUUGCAGGGCCAAAUCCUAUUCCUGCGCCAAAACAGGAUAUUAUUGAUCCAUCAUUAGCUAAGCCAGGAUCUUCUCACGGUAAAUCGAAGAAUAAGUCAGGGAUGAUUGCUGGAGUUGUUUGUGGAGCAGUUGUUUUAGCUCUGAUCAUUGGUUUCUUUGUUGUUAAACGUCGCCGUGGGCAUGGGAAAGAUUCUAGUUCUGUUGAAGGACCGUCAGGAUGGCUUCCUCUUUCUCACUAUGGAAAUUCCCAUUCGGCUGGAUCUGCUAAGACAAAUACAACUGGAAGCUAUACAUCCUCCCUGCCUUCCAACCUUUGCCGCCACUUCUCAUUUUCUGAGAUCAAGGCCGCCACAAGGGACUUUGAUGAAUCUUUACUUCUUGGAGUUGGUGGUUUUGGCAAGGUUUACAAGGGAGAAAUUGAUGGUGGGACUACGAAAGUUGCCAUCAAGCGUGGGAACCCUCUCUCCGAGCAAGGUGUGCACGAAUUUCAAACUGAGAUUGAAAUGCUCUCUAAGCUUCGCCAUCGCCACCUUGUUUCGUUGAUUGGCUACUGUGAAGAGAAUUGUGAAAUGAUCCUGGUUUAUGAUUACAUGGCUCAUGGAACACUGCGAGAACAUUUAUACAAGACUCACAAGCCACCAUUGUCUUGGAGGCAAAGACUUGAAAUAUGCAUUGGAGCUGCCCGUGGUCUGCAUUAUCUCCAUACAGGUGCCAAGCAUACAAUUAUUCAUCGAGAUGUGAAGACAACGAACAUCCUUUUGGACGAAAAGUGGGUAGCAAAAGUAUCCGAUUUCGGGUUGUCGAAAACUGGUCCUACUUUGGAUCAUACACAUGUUAGCACUGUUGUGAAAGGUAGUUUUGGAUACUUGGAUCCUGAAUACUUUAGGCGACAGCAAUUGACCGACAAAUCAGAUGUUUACUCCUUCGGAGUCGUUCUCUUUGAAGUCCUAUGUGCUCGGCCAGCCUUGAACCCAACACUCCCCAAGGAGCAAGUGAGUUUAGCUGAAUGGGCCGCACACUGCUACAACAAAGGCAUUUUAGAUCAGAUAAUCGACACAUUCCUAAAGGGGAAGAUCGCAUCAGAGUGUCUCAAAAAGUUUGCUGAGACAGCAAUGAAAUGUGUGUCUGAUCAGGGCAUCGACAGGCCAUCCAUGGGCGACGUUCUCUGGAAUCUAGAGUUUGCAUUGCAGCUGCAAGAAAGCGCAGAAGAGAGUGGCAAGGUAGGCAGUGGGAUGGAUGUGGAAGAAGGUCAGCUCGACGUAGUUUACAAAGGGAAGAAGGAUCCUGAUGCUUCCCCCGGCAUGGAUGGAAACAUAACCGACUCAAGAAGCACCGGAAUCAGUAUGAGCAUUGGAAGCCGAAGUCUUGCAAGUGAAGAUUCAGACGGAUUGACACCGAGUGCCGUUUUCUCACAGAUCAUGAACCCAAAAGGUCGUUAACAACACAAGGAGGGGCUGAACUCACACUCAACUCAGUAAGGUCAUAAUACUUUUUAUAGUUUUGAUUGAUCAAAAGUUCAAUCUUUGUCUCAUUAAUUCUGUUCAUUUAUUACAGAUCCUUUCCACUUUCUCUUUUGAGGCUUCUAAUUGUUUCAAUCCCAAAGCAAAAGCCGUUAUGUUAUUCUGCCUAGUAGUAUGAUUUGUAUCUAUAAAAUAUCGAUAUCAUAUCGGUGUAUUCGAACAUAUUUUCACUCCAUACUCACUUUCAUGUGUGAAUUUUUAUUUCUUUGCCUGCUCUA